This is a messenger RNA of Punica granatum (pomegranate), 3341 nucleotides long. The record is from RefSeq and is a predicted model, not a curated record. Lineage: Eukaryota; Viridiplantae; Streptophyta; Magnoliopsida; Myrtales; Lythraceae.
UAUAUUUAUUGAGAAGAAAUUAGGGUUGUUCAGGGUGCUUUCUUUGACCACGGAAAGACAGAGAGAUCAGACGAUGGCUCCGAAGAGGAAGAGAGCAUCACCGGCAACAUCUUACCAGGUCUUCCUGAACUUCAGAGGACCCGACACCCGUCAGGGUUUAACGGAUGUCCUUUACCAUGCUCUUGUAGAUGCCGGGAUUCGUGUUUUCAGAGACAAUGAGGAGAUCCGUAAAGGCGAGUAUAUAGGCGAUGAGAUCCUGAGAGCCAUCGAGGACUCCAGGAUCUUCGUGCCUAUCUUCUCCAGGACCUAUGCUAGCAGUAAGUGGUGCCUCAUUGAGCUCGCAAAAAUGGUGGAGUCCAAGGAGAAAUCGAGCGGCAGUAAAAGGAUCCUUCCCAUUUUCUAUGAUGUGAGCGUCAAUGAUGUCAAGCUUAAGACGGAGUUGUACACUGAAGCUCUAUCAAUACACAGGGAGAAGUUCAGUCCCAACACAGUGCAGCAGUGGGAGAAGGCUCUUCGAGAAGCUGGAAAAAUAAAGGGGUGGGAACUGAAGGAUAAAGGUCAUGCAGAAUUUGCUAAGGAAUUCGUCAGGAAGGUUUCGGUGGAGUUGAAAGUGAAAAAAAAAUAUGUGACUGGGAGCCUAGUUGAGAGGAUUGAUGAGCAAGAUGCUCUUAUAAGCUUGUUGGAUCUAAAGUCCUCUCAUGAUGUUCGGUUGGUCUGGAUCCAUGGAAUGGGGGGUAUCGGUAAGACAACACUUGCCAAGGCUGUUUUCAACCGACUCUGUGAUCACUUCGACGGCUGCUGCUUCCUUCUAGACGUGCGAGAAACAACCAAGCGCAAAGGUAUUGAACACUUGCAGAGACAACUCUUGCAAGAUCUUGGUGUUAAAUCAGCAGACAUCACUGACGAAAACGAUGGGAUCUGGAUGAUCAGCAAAAAGUUGCAGAGCAGGAAAGUACUAGUUGUUCUUGAUGAUGUAUACGACCUGGAGCAAAUCGGGAAACUAGCAGGAGAGGUUGGUUGGUUUGGAGAGGGAAGCAGGAUAAUCAUCACCUCCCGGAAUAAAAAGGCUCCUGUGUUUGAGGGAGGAAGAGUUGAGAUAUUGGAAGCAGAGCCGAUGAAAUUUGAAGAAUCUCUCCUCCUUUUCAGCAGGCAUGCCUUUGGGAAGGAGAAUCCACCUGAAGACUUCUGUGACCUUUCAGAGGAAGUCGUCAGAAUUACGGGAGGGCUUCCCUUGGCUCUUGAAAUAGUAGGUUCACAACUUCGGACAAGUUACGAGCAUCGUGAUCGUGUCCAUUGGAAUCAUUUAAUUGGUACCUUACAGAAAAUACCGGCCAAGAAGGUCCAAGACAGGCUUAAGAUAAGUUAUGAUGCCUUAGACUGGGAAGCGAAGAAGAUAUUCCUUGAUAUCGCGUGUUUCUUCAUUAACGAGGAGAAAACAAAAGCAAUUUACAUGUGGCAAUCCUGUGGCUUUGAACCAUAUUUGGCAGUGAAAGAGCUUGUCGAUGCGUCCCUAAUAAAACUUGCAGAUGAGAAGUUCUCGAUGCAUGAUCAGCUGCGGGACCUUGGAAGAAAAAUCGUUCAUGAUGAGAGGUCAAAGAACCCAGGAAGGCCUUGCAGUAGAAUAUGGAUGCAAGAGGAUGCUUUGAAGGUGCUGAAGGAAGAAGAGGGCAAAAAAUACGUCGAGAUGCUUAGCCUUCCCUACAAUGAACACUCUGAAGAUUGUGCCCUUACGAAACAGGAAUUGAAGAGUUUCAAGAAUCUAAGAUUUCUCAGUCUCUAUGGAUCAAAUUUUUCGGGAGAUCUAGAGCAUGUCCUACCCAAGUUGAUAUGGCUUUCUUGGCAUGGUUUUCCUCACAUAUUUCAGGGAACUAAUCUGUAUCUGAAGAAUCUGGUUGUGCUUGAACUCUCCGGAAGUCUCAUAAGUGAAACAUGGAAAGGAUGGUGCCAAAUCGGGAUGUGCAAGGAGUUGAAAGUUCUAGAUCUCAGAAGUUGCCACCGCUUGACCAAGACGCCUGACCUAUCGGUGUGCACGAAAUUGGAGAGACUAAUACUUCGAGAUUGCAUGAAUCUGGUGGAAAUAGACCAUUCCGUGGGAACAUUGAAAUGCCUAAAGUACUUGAACGCCAGUGGCUGUCCUUAUCUCAGAGACAUUCCUGAAGAAAUAUGUUCUUUGGAUGGAGUCGAGGAGAUAGUCAUGGUAGCAAAAGGCAACUUCCAAGAUAUUCUCAAACUUCCGGACUCCAUCGGAAGACUCUCCAGGCUUAAGCACCUGUCUGUGAGUUUGGGAAGGGGUACACCUCCAAACUCACUUGGAUAUCUAAAAUCACUGGCUAAGUUGGACCUGUCAUGGUCAAAGAUGGCCGAAUUACCUAAGUCCAUUGGAGGACUGGUGAAACUCGAGUAUCUGUCCUUACACUUCUGUAGAGGAAUAACGGAGCUCCCAGAUUCGAUCAGGUAUCUGAAAUCGCUGGCCGUGCUGGAUAUUUCGAUGUCAGGAAUCACUCGACUUCCAUCUACAGUUGAGUAUCUGCAGGAACUGAAAGUGAUCAAUAUGAGAGGUAGUGUUAUCCAAUCGAUUCCCAGAUCCAUUAGGAAGCUGAAGAAGUUGGAAAAGUUGGACAUCCAGUAUUGCUAUCGUCUACGAAAUAUCCCAUCGGAAAUUGAGGGGCUCCCUUCCUUGCUAACGGUCUCAUGCUCUGCCCCAGAGAUUGACAGUGUCGCGUCGCUGGUAGACAAAGAUGAAGGCUGGCCCACCACAGAAGACGGCUCUGAUUGGCAGCUCAUCGGGAACGAGAUGAAGUGGGAGCACAUGAUCUCAAACCGCAAGUCCGCCCGCCAGUCAAGGAUGAGGAAGCAGAAGUACCUCGAUGACCUCAUGGCAAUGGCCAGUGAACUCAGGGUUGAGAACGGCAGGCUCGCAGAGUUCCUCGGGGUUAUCGUACACCUCUACGACGCUAUGGAGGUGGAGAAUAUGGUCCUCCGGGCCCGGGCUGCCGAGUUCUCCGACCGACUCAGGGUCCUAAAUGACGAUGACUACAUCGGUGGCCUCAGUGACGUAUACUAGUGCAGGUGGCAGAUUAUGGUUUGUUGGAGGACUCAGCUGGUGAACAGUGAACGGCUGCUGCUCUCUGCUACACUUCUCCAACAGAGUCACUCGGCUCUCAACUGAAGUAUGAAAGGAUAAAAAUUAUGUUUGUUUUGUCCUAAUGUUGCAGCAUUUGCGUAUUAUGUUUGACUAAGCUUGUCUUCAGUCAAUGUUAAUUAUUUUCUGCACAAUGGAUGAGAAGAAAAAAAAUUAUAGAGAUUGUUGUGAUACGAGUCACAUGUUCGUCUUUGGUUUA